Messenger RNA from Arabis nemorensis, 1671 nucleotides. The record is from the annotation of a GenBank genome assembly. Lineage: Eukaryota; Viridiplantae; Streptophyta; Magnoliopsida; Brassicales; Brassicaceae.
AUGGAAAUAUCCAAUGUGAUGCUUCUUGUGGCGGUGGUUGCAGCGUAUUGGCUAUGGUUCAAGAGGAGCUCAAGGUGGCUAAAGGGUCCACGUGUCUGGCCUGUAUUGGGUAGUCUUCCUGGUCUGAUCGAGCAGCGUGAUAGGAUGCAUGAAUGGAUCACCGAGAACCUCCGUGCGUGCGGUGGAACUUACCAGACUUGUAUCUGUGCGGUGCCUUUCUUGGCUAAGAAGCAAGGUCUCGUGACUGUCACGUGUGACCCCAAGAAUCUCGAACACAUGCUCAAGACCCGGUUCGAUAACUACCCUAAAGGUCCUACGUGGCAAUCCGUCUUCCACGAUUUUCUCGGUCAAGGUAUUUUCAAUUCUGAUGGUGACACCUGGCUCUUCCAACGCAAAACCGCCGCUCUCGAAUUCACCACAAGGACGUUGCGGCAAGCUAUGGGUAGAUGGGUAAACCGAGGAAUUAAGCUCCGGUUCUGUCCGAUUCUUGAAUCGGCUCAAGCCAAAAAUGAGCCGGUUGAUCUACAAGACUUGAUACUACGGCUCACAUUCGACAACAUUUGCGGAUUGGCAUUUGGUAAGGACACAAGAACCUGCGCACCGGGGCUUCCCGAGAACGGUUUUGCCUCGGCUUUCGACCGAGCCACCGAAGCUUCGCUUCAACGGUUUAUUUUACCCAAGUUUCUAUGGAAGCUGAAGAAAUGGCUUGGAAUCGGCUUAGAAGUCAGCUUGAGCCGAAGCUUAGGAGAAAUCGAUGGAUAUUUAGCUACGGUUAUAAAUACACGUAAGCAAGAGCUGAUGAGUCAGCAAGAGAGUGGGACCCAAGGACACGACGAUCUCCUCUCGCGUUUCAUGAUGAAGAAGACAGAAUCAUACAGCGACAAAUUUCUCCAACACGUAGCACUUAACUUCAUCCUAGCUGGACGUGACACGUCAUCAGUCGCGCUGAGCUGGUUCUUCUGGCUCGUCACGCUGAAUCCAGCCGUCGAGGACAAAAUCGUCACAGAGAUCUGCUCCGUUCUGAUCGAGACACGUGGCACCGUCGACGUAGCGUCUUGGACGGAGGAGCCGUUAGGUUUCGACGAGAUCGACCGGUUGGUUUACCUGAAGGCGGCGUUAUCGGAGACGCUAAGGCUCUACCCAUCGGUGCCGGAAGAUUCGAAACACGUGGAGAACGACGACGUUUUACCUGACGGGACUUUUGUUCCGGCGGGAUCGUCGGUGAGUUAUUCGAUUUACGCGGCGGGGAGGAUGAAAUCGACUUGGGGAGAAGAUUGUUUGGAAUUUAAACCGGAGAGAUGGAUUUCUCCGGUCGACGGAAAAUUCGUCAAUCACGAUCAGUACCGGUUCGUGGCUUUUAAUGCUGGACCAAGGAUCUGUUUGGGGAAAGAUCUGGCGUAUCUUCAGAUGAAGACGAUCGCGGCGGCGGUGCUUCUCCGGCACCGGCUUACGGUGGUUCCGGGACAUAAAGUGGAGCAGAAAAUGUCAUUGACGCUUUUUAUGAAGAACGGACUUUUGGUGAAUUUGCAUAAGAGAGAUCUCGAAGGAACCAUCAAGAGUCUUUUAGUGGUGAAAGAGAGAGAGUGUGGUGGAUUUAACGGUAAAUGUAACGGGGUUAUUGGUGGUGAAGGCGUCGCCGUUUGCUUAAAUACGGAGGUUACGGUGGCUUAA